Messenger RNA from Penicillium cataractarum, 612 nucleotides. RefSeq names its product minor allergen Alt a 7. The coding region runs from base 1 to 612 and encodes 203 amino acids. The record is from RefSeq and is a predicted model, not a curated record. The transcript has 4 exons. Gene Ontology annotation, molecular function: NAD(P)H dehydrogenase (quinone) activity; FMN binding. Lineage: Eukaryota; Fungi; Ascomycota; Eurotiomycetes; Eurotiales; Aspergillaceae.
AUGGCUCCAAAGGUUGCUGUCGUAUUUUACUCCAUGUACGGACAUAUCAAGGCAUUGGCCGAGGCUGAGGCUAAGGGAAUAAAAGACGCCGGUGGUGAAGCGGACAUCUACCAAAUUGCGGAGACUCUUCCGGACGAGGUCCUCAACAAGAUGUACGCACCUCCUAAGUCCGAGUACCCCGUCGCUACGCCAGAUACACUGAAAGAUUACGAUGCGGUGCUCUUUGGGAUCCCUACUCGAUUUGGUAAUUUUCCCGCGCAGUGGAAGACCUUUUGGGAUCAGACAGGCGGCAUUUGGGCUACUGGCGGUUAUUGGGGGAAAUAUGCGGGACUGUUUGUGUCGUCAGGAACCCUUGGAGGUGGGCAGGAGUCAACUUGCAUUGCUUCUAUGAGCACUCUGGCACACCACGGUAUGAUUUAUGUGCCUCUUGGCUACAAAUCCGUAUUUCCGCUUCUUAGCAAUCUGGAGGAAAUCCAUGGUGGGAGCCCCUGGGGUGCUGGGACUUUUGCGUCAGCCGAUGGCUCUCGUCAGCCUACUGCACUUGAAUUUAGCAUUGCGGAGGAGCAGGGCAAGGCCUUCUAUCAGGCUGUAUCCAAGGUCGCUUUCACAUGA